Molecule: messenger RNA, 230 nt
Organism: Drosophila ficusphila
Lineage: Eukaryota; Metazoa; Arthropoda; Insecta; Diptera; Drosophilidae
Exons: 2
Coding region: 25-210 (61 amino acids)
Source: RefSeq, a predicted model, not a curated record
GCAAAGUGAAGGCAAGAAAUCGACAUGAACUUCUCCUGGCUCGCCUUCUUCAUCUUGGCCAUCUUCGCCGUGGCUGUUUCGGCCAAUAGGUGCCCAGCUCCAUUCAACUCGGAAGGUGGCAAGUGCACUGCACAGCGCACUAUUCGUGGAGAAUGCCCUCAUGGAUCCCAAUACAGUGCCAAAAUUAACAAGUGUGUCUACAAAAACUAAAUAAAUAUAGAAAAAACUAA